Molecule: messenger RNA, 1847 nt
Organism: Spodoptera litura
Lineage: Eukaryota; Metazoa; Arthropoda; Insecta; Lepidoptera; Noctuidae
Source: RefSeq, a predicted model, not a curated record
CUUAUUGUCAAUCCAAAUCAAAUUCAAUUUUCGUCCGUUGAGUUUUUUUGAAAAGUUUCCAUUUUGUAGUGCACACGAGAAAUAAUUUUUGUGUUCUAUUUGUUUAAUUUGUUAAAUUAUUACUAUCAAUAAUGUCUGAAAGAAACUCAUCACGUUUGUCGGCGUACAAAAAUGCUGGCCAAGGGACAAAUGAUCUCCGCCGUAAAAGAGCAGAGCUCAGCGUGGCUCUGCGCAAGCAGGCUAGAGAUGAGCAGCUUCUCAAGAGAAGGGCACUGUCUCCUGAGGCCGGUGAUGAAGUCCAUGAAGAGGAAGUCAAGGUGUUUACCACUUCAGAGAUUGUUCAAGGUCUUCGCUCCAACGACCUGGCAACUAUGACGGCAGCAGCGCGCGCAGCUCGUCGCUUUCUCUCUAAGGAACAGAAUCCCCCCAUCUCCAGCAUGGUGGCUGCUGGAGUUAUCGGACCAUUGAUACAUGCUCUGGAGCGAGAUGACUGCACAGACCUGCAGUUUGAAGCAGCGUGGGCGCUCACUAACAUUGCAUCUGGUACCCACGAACAUACUAUGGCUGUUGUCGAUGGUGGUGCAAUCCCAAAGCUAGUUGCCUUGCUAGCUCGCGGUGGAUCAGUAGGCGAGCAAAGUGCUUGGGCACUCGGCAACAUUGCAGGCGACGGGCCUCAAACCCGGGACUCCGUGCUGGCUCAUGGAGCGCUGGCUGUGUUACUACCGCUCAUGACUUGUACUACUCCGGCCAGUCAGCUCCGCACUGCUGUUUGGACUUAUAGUAAUUUUUGCAGACACGGAACUAUAAUUUGGGGAGCACAUAAACAGUUGCUCCGUGCGGGGAUCGAACCCGCUAGUGCAGUCCAAAUGUACGUUCACAAGCCUACAAUCAUAUUUUUUCCCCUUACAGCGGACGCAUGCUGGGCACUCUCCUAUCUAACCGAUGGUCCGAACGAGCGGAUAGAGUCAGUGCAAAUGACACCGAACCUGCUACCCCGAGUAAUAAGAUUGCUGAACCAUAACUCGGCUGCCGUCAGGACGCCGGCUUUGAGAGCUAUUGGGAACAUGCUUACAGGGUCUGAUGAACAGACAGACCGCUGCCUAGACGCAGGCUGCCUAACCCACAUUAUAACCCUACUCCGCUGCAACAAACCGUCCCUCAUGAAGGAGGCGGCCUGGGCAGUCAGCAACAUACUAGCGGGCACUCAGCCCCAGAUAGAGAGGGCUAUUGGGGCGGGAGUGCUAGAACAUCUACUACAUGUGCUUUCAAUUGAUGAUAUUAAAUGCCGUAAGGAGGCAGCGUGGGCGAUCACGAACCUCUGCCUGGGUGGGACUCCGGAACAACUGGACGCAUUGCUCUCAGUCGGGUUCCUGGAACCUUACUGCGCACUGCUGAACGCUCCUGAUCAUAGAGCCAUAUCCGUUGUUUUAGACGGACUUACUAAUUUAUUGCAGGCGGCAGUUAAAUAUGGACAGAUUGAAGCUCUGUGCUUGAAGUUAGAAGAGAACGGCACAUUGGAUCAAAUCGAGAAUCUACAGCAACAUGAGAAUGAACAGAUAUACAAGAAAGUUCUGCACAUCCUAGACACAUACUUUGCUGAACAAGAUGAUCCUAGCGCACAGCCAACUCAGACUGAAGAAGAAUAUCAGUUCGGAACCGCAGGAGGACAGAAUAUCAACUUCUAGUACCUCAAAACUAUUUAAUUUGGAGUCAGCACAGCUAUUAGUAUGCAGAUAAUAAAAUAAGGAUUGACUCAAUACGAGAUAAAGUGUGAAAGAGCCAUGCUUCGGCAUGAAUGGGCCAGCUUGACCGGAGUGAUACCACAGCCGAGCAGGAAACCUCGUGUG